GAACCUAGGGAUAAAGUGUUUUCUCUCAUACUUGUGUCUUGUCUCUGGAGUUCAAGUCGCUGUGUAGUUCUAGUCUGCGGGUUACGGGAACAGCUUAGGAAUCGUAUAUAGCGUUCAACCUACACGACUUAUCAGACAACUCAAUUGCUGAUUCAUUACAACAACUUAAAAGACCAGAAGAAGAUAUUGAUAUAAUAUAUUCUACUGAAAUUAUUGCACCACCAGCAAUUCCAACUAAAAUGUCAUCUGAUCCAAAUAAUCCUAUUUAUGUGAAUCAUUCAAUUAAACCAAAUAGACCACCGACUAUAGAUAGAAAAGAAACUGAUGUAAGUUAAAUCAUUUUGAACAAUAUAAAAUUACAUUAUACUCUUAUUUAUUUACUGUGUAUGUAUCAUUUCAAUAAGUGUAUAGCUUAUUAAAAGUAAUAUAUUAACCAUAAACAUCAAUUGGUCAAUACAUUUACAAAAAGAAGAGACUGAUAUGAACUGAGUUCAAAUCUCGCAGGGUGUAGGAUCAUGAAUGUUCACUGCUGAAGAGUCUCAUACUAGGACGAAAUAAUUGUUCAGUGUUUCAAGAUUUCCCAUGAUGAUCUAGCUUCAAAUAACUUAUUUUUUUCAUUUUUCUAAUCAUAUGAGAAAGUUAUUACUAAUGAAUUCUUUGAAUAUUCUACCCGUAAAGUGUAAUAUUCAAAUCUUGAAAGAUUAAUAUUCACUGUAAUAGAUACAUAUGAGUUUAUUCAUAAUAUUUCCGGUGAUAAAUGAAUGUGUUGUAUUCUGAAAGUUUGAUCAUUUUCAUAGUUAUUUCAUUUGAUAGAUGCUUGAUACACCAUAAUAUUGAAUUUUCGCUAGAGAUUUCAUUUUAUAAUGUAAACAUUCAGUAUAUUUAUGGGUGUUUUUCAUUUAGAUAUAUUAUAUUAACACGUUCAUAGUGAACGGUUAUGGUUGGCUGAGACAGAAAUUACCAUAAUAUAUAGCGUUUUUAGAUGAACUGAAUACAACAUAGAAAAUGUUGAGAAUAGCGAUGUUUCUGUGGGAAUAAAUCGAUUGAAUCGAUCGAAGGUACACAAUUAACUAGUAUCAGAAGGAGUUUUGUAGAAAUUGAGUCAAUUGAAGCCAGAUCACCAUGGAAAACCUGGAAGCACUGAAUAGGUAACUAAUUGUUGCUUACAGUUUCAAAAUAUCUUACAUAAACUAAAUAUUGAGAUGGUAGAGAAUAUUUGUAUCUCAGGUGGAUGAUUUUGAUGAAGUUUUGUUCUGUGAACUUGAUGGUUUGAUCGUGAAGCUUUCAUCGUUACUCUGAACGACAUCAUCAGCACAAACGUUAGGUAGAAGUGAAGUGUUUGAAUUUCUCCACAUAUGGCUCACAGCUUAUCCUGUACACCUCAAUAUUAAUUGGUUAUUGUUGACAUUUAACCUGUUACGGUUUGCUUCUUUAUUUUGAAUGUAUCUUGCAUUGAUUUGAUUUUUGGUCCUAUAUUUGUCAGUAGUUUUUGUGAAUGAUUGAUAAAGUUGAUCGUCUUCAAUGUGUUUGUUGAUUGACCUGAGUGCCAAGCUUUUAAAAAUUCUCUGUUUUUAGAACUGCAUCUAUUCAAGCUCUCAAAAUUUUCCGAGUCGACUUUGUGUUCGCAGUUGUCCACAUGCAUUGAUGUAAGCGAGGAUAUGUCAUUGCGUUUGACCGUUAACUAAUGUUCGUGUAUGCGAAGAUGAAAAGCGCGUCCGCUUUGUCAGAUGUAGUGUUUUUCGCACUCGGAACAAUUUAUUUUGUAUAUGAUAUUCGGUUUUUCUUUCUUUUUUCAUUUCAUCCUUUGGUUUGCAUAGGAUUGAUUGAAGUGAUUUUACUGGUUUGUAUGCUACAUCUAUUCUAAAAGGCUUCAACAAUCUCGUUGUAAUUUCUGAUAUCAUGAGAUGAUCACUUUGUUGGUUUCUGUGCUUGAUUUUGUUCCUGCCGCUGCGUUUGGUUGGUAUUUUUUGAUGAGGUUGAUUGAGUAGUCGUUCUUUUGAAAGAUAAUCUUCAGACAUUUUUCUUCACUUCUCCGCGCUGCAAGUGUGUUACACUGUGUCCUCGCCUUCUUGAACAAGGUUUGUAUGCAGUUGGUUUUGUGAGCUCUUGGGUUGUCGCUACUGUAAUUUAAAGUUUGAUCUGUGUUGGUCGGCUUCCAAUAUAUGUGAGCCUCCAGUUUUCCCGUGUCGGUUCUGAUAAUUAUUGCAUCUAAGAAUGGUAGUUUGUCGUUUGGCUCCUGUUCCAUUUUGAACUAGAUGUCAUCAAAGACGUUGUUCAUCAGAUUGUAGGUGUUUUCCAGCUCGUCUGUUUUCACGAUGACGAAUGUGUUGUUCACAUGAAGAAUCCAAAUUUUUUUGGUUUGAUCACUAGCAAAAUCGGGGCUUUCAGUCUCUGCAUCACUGCUUCUGCAAUAACUAGAUUGUUAAAAUAAAACCGGUAGAACGCAGUGGAGUUGACCAGCAUUGUUUCUUCCCGGUUUGAUAUGUGAACGUCUAUCAAACAGAUUUCGAAUGUUAUUCAGUGAUGAAAAUUAGGAGUAUAAAAAUUGAUUAUUCUGAUCGGAAAUCUCUGAAGAAAUAUGUAUAAAAUUUAUUUCUAUUUUCUGUCAUUCAUAUGGUUGUCUAAAAUUUCAACUGGAAUAGAGAAUGUUGCAGUUAGAUAUAUGAGAACUGUUACUUCUCAUCUGCAUACACUUUUUCCGUGGUACCUGUAAAACCAACCAUGUUAGUAGUGGUUCUGACGAUCACCUAACUUGACUGCAGUACUUAAAAGACAACUGCUUGAGGCUGGUUACAUACAGCCUUUUUACGAGUAGUUUUAUGUUGGUCAGUCCCAUACUCUAAAAGCUUCAGUGAAUACUACGAAACUCCAUGGUACAAAGUGAUAAGUGCUAUUUCUAACCCUCUUCUUUCAUUAUGGUAAGAAAACACCACUGAAGAAGUUAGUCAUCCGAGGGAAGCACUCUAUUAUAGUCACACUUUUGUACUGUCAGCAGUAUGACUUCUCUCUCUGGCUCUAAGUUUACUGCUUAUAGUCGCAUUUCGCUCCAACCAGUUUGCCUGGUAUAAUGAAGCUUAAAAGAACAAAUGUUCACUGAAUACAAUUUAGUCGGGUAAUUACAAAACUUAAACUCAACAAGGUAGUACUAUGAUCAGUACUGAAGUACAGAAGAGAAUAUCUGAGUGGUCUAUACUUAUGAUUAAACCUUUCCUGCAUCCUAAUACCACUUUUUCAUUGUAUACCUAAAUAUCAUACGGUUACAUAACCACAACUUAAAUAGGAAAGAUUUGCUUUUUCCUAUUAGAUUUAACAGUUUCCUUCAAUAUCUCAGUUCUACUUCAAAAUGAAAUCAAUAGAGGAUUACUGUUAGAAAUCUAAUCUUUGAUUAUUACAGUCUAAAAAGUAAUGGUUUCAAAUAUUCUAUUAUUGGUGAUGCAUGUGAUAAUUUAACAAUAAAAGUAAAUAAUUUUUAAUGUGAUUGUCGUCAUUAUUAUUUUUUAUUUAUUUGAACACAUAAAUAUUGGUACAAAGGGACACCAAAUACGUAUGCGCCACACAAAUCACUUGAUUUGUGUGUGGGAUGUGAUAGUGACCGUGUGCCCAGACCGAAACAUGUGGUUUUCUUAAGGGGCCAUACCCCGAGCCUUCGACCUAAAGGUCUGAUCCACAAGGCGGCGGAGCAACGUCAAAAGAUACAGUCUCAUGGUAGCCGAUGACCAAUAGUUGGUUUCUACUCCAUUAGUUUCCUUAGGAUCCUGGAGCCAACCCAUGUGGAUCAUUGGUUUGGAAUCAGGAUUUUCUAACUCCCUUAGAUGGAUCCUUCAUAUCCACCAACCCAAUUAAAGCGUGAGACAUUUGCUUCAUUAUAAAUUUGAUCAAUUUUAUUAAUGUAGUUCCGAAAAUUUAGUUUAAUCUAUUAAUGAUAAAUUUAAGCAAAUUAAAACAAAAUUUCUGUAUGACAAAUAGAAAAAUAUUCCAAUUUAUUUAGGAAAAUGAUAAGCAUGUUUAUGCAAACAGUCAAGAAUUACGAACUGCAUUAAAGGUUAGUAUUAUCUUUCUGAGAAUGUUUCACCCCUUCCCCCCUCCACCUCAAAAAAAUAGUUUUUUUUCUUUACUCUAUUUCUUCUUUUAUUCCCCUUUCCCACAUAAUUACUGAUUUCAAAUGCAUACCUAUACACAUUAAACACACAAAAUUUCAUGUGUAUGCAUGUGUGCAUAAUAUCUGUCAAGACAAAUUUACAAUGCAUAUUGAGAUUAAAAUGAGUUCCCUAACAAUGAUAUGAAGUGAAUGCACCAUGUUGCAUGUUUCUCUUCUUUUGAUCACUUGUGUUGUGUCACGAUUGUUAUAAUUCUGUGUGAUUUUCCUGUUUCAUGUUUACACUCACUAAUAAUAACACUUUUAUGCUCUUUAUCAAGAGUUUCAGUUAGUACAAGUAUUAUAUAUUAUAUAAGGAAAUUACUUUUCAUCAAACGACCCACCAAGCUAUCACAACGUAACCGUAACAAUGAACUAAAAUGAGACAUUUAAAUUGAUGGUUUGAAAAUAGUAGUUUGGUAGUUUGUGCAAAUUAUUUACCUUGAAGAAUACACUGAAAAGCUGUUUCGUCUUAGUCUGAGGCUCCUCUACAACGAAACUUUGUAAUAUCAACUUGGACCCAACCUAAGAUCUUUAAGUCUAUCAGUAACCACCAUUUUAUUGACCAACUUCAAGAGGAUUCUCUAACUACUGGAAAAAGAAAAUGAUGUCUCUUAUAGCAUUGAAAGAUGGUUUAUCUGCACAUAGAAUUCAUCAAAAAUGAAAAUAUAAACUUCUGUACUUUAUCUGUGUGACCGAAUGACGUCAUAAUUGCCAUUGUAUCUGUAUAUUUUAAGUUGAAUUUUACUUGUGGUCGUGGAUAAACACCGUUGAUUUGUGUCCCAAGACAGGACUAAACAGCCGUUCAGUGUACUACAGUUUUCUAAUGAUUCUGUAUGUUACUUAAGUUCGCUGUGAAAGCGACUUCAAUAUGUAAAUAGUCUAUUUUAAGGUGCUGUCUAAAGUGAGUGCAUUAACUAGAACUAAACUGUAUGUGCUUCAGAGAAGAAAUGAUGAUUUACAGUCAGUAAAAUGUUUCAUCAAACUUUAACUACUUAAUUUAUUUCAGUAGUUAAAAUGUUUUAAAAAGUUAGCCAAUGCAACAAGUUACAGUUUACUGUCAAUCAGAAUUAGCUAAUAAUGAAAUAUCGAUUUUAAAUCAUAGUAAAGCAAUAAUGUUGUUUUUUCUACCGGAAGCAAGUCCCCACAUCCCCUUUUAAAACUCUAAUACUACACUAUACAUUAAUCUAUGUACAUAAAUAAAUAAAUGUCCUUAUCGUAUAUUAGGCAAAGGAGUUUGCAGCGUCAGCUAUAGUCGACAGUGUGGUAUCCAACAGAGAAACUUAUUGGAAAGACGAAUUAAAUAGUCGAGAUACAACUAUUCAGCCAUUAAACAUGAAUUGUCAACAAUAUUAUUUAACAAGAAGUGAACACUCAACACCUAAUCUAUCGAUUAGAUCACAAAGUUACCCAACUAAUAAUUAUCAUGAACAAAAGAAGCUUUAUUUAACAUCAGAUUUUCUUUCUACCCAACAUCAGUUGUCAUCGCAAAAACCGACACGACCAAGUAAUCCACCACUUCUAUCCCCUAUGGAUCAUCACCAAAGACAAGAUAAAUUAGAUGAAAAAAAUCAGAUAGGUAUCCGCCGAUUGGAUUUAAUGAAUUCAAUAAAUCCCGGUGACAAAUUUACAGAUUAUGAUCAUGGACAUUUCAACGAUACUGUUGGAUAUUAUAACACAGAGCCAUUAUCAAUUCAAUAUCAACCAAAUCAUUCGUAUACAAUGAGAUCAGAGAGAAGAAUUGUAUCACCUGGAAGUUUGGAUAGAAGAUAUCCACAAGAAUAUGAUCAAUAUUAUUCAUCACCUGAAGCACGACGUGUACAAACAAUGAGAUAUACAGAUUAUCCAACAAGACCUCGUGUUUAUCAACCAACAUAUCAAGCCGCAACUAUGUCAUUUAAUGAAUUUGAUCAUCAUUAUAAUAAUGGUGGUACAUUGAAACCGCGUAAACCAAAAAUUAUUACAGAACGAUAUAAAUGUAGUGAAGUAUAUAAUUGGCCACCGAAAUUUCCAAAAUUAAAACGACAUAAAACUAAUCCACCAAAACAAAUACAUACUGCACAAGAUCAUAUUGUAAUUAAACAACAAUUAAAAACUACAGCAGGAAAUAAUUAUUCACCUACAGUUCAACAAACAGAACCAAAUACAGAACAAAUACAUUGUACUAAGAUAAACAAUCAAUAUCAAUCACCGAAUUACAAAAGAGAAAUAAGUGUUUCGCCAGAACGACAAGUAACUAGUCUUCAUUCAUUACAAAGAUCGACUCUGUUAGAAAAAUCUAACCGAACACCGGGCACAGAGACACGUGAUCAAUUAUUUAUAGCAGAUUACAAACUAACACCAAACAAUCAGAUUGGAUCCACAAAACCUGAUGCAUUAGCUUUACCAUAUUUUGCUAAAAUGACAGAAAAUAAACGAUUUUCAAAAUUCCACUAUAAUACUACCACUAGUACUACUACUACUAAUAAUAAUAAUAAUAAUAAUAACAAUAUUGCUAUGUCUGCUGAAGUAAUGCGUUCCGAUUCACCAAAAUCAUUAGCUUCAUUGAUAGAUGCAUUGAAAACUAUACAUCCAUUACUUUAUAACUUAAAUGAGAAUCAUAUCCCUUUAUCAUUAACCGAUCAUGAUAAUAAUGAAAACUCUAAAUUAUUCAUUCAUUGUUUAUCAGAAUAUUUAUUCACAUGUAUGAAAUUGCGUUCAUUAGAUUUAAAAGGUGAAUUUGUUACAUUCUUAUUUCCGUUAAAACAUUUCAAUGAACAAUUAUGGAAUAAAUAUGGUACAAUUGAUGAUUGGAAUGAAUUAUCUGUUGUUUGUGAACCGAAUACAAACUAUGAAUAUGUUGUAUUGAAUACAGCCAACGAAUCUUCACAAAAAAUCAGAUUUCCUAAAAAAACAAUCGAUAAACUAUUAACAAAUUGGUUAGAUAAUCAAACUACAAAAACACCUUCACCAGGAAAUCGACAUUCAUUGGAAAGCAAAAAUAAUACAGAGAAACAUUCAGAUGAUAAAUUACUUCAUUCAAUUAGUUUAGCUGUAACCUUGAAAACGUUGUUAAAUUUAUUUGAAAAACAUGAAAAAGUAGAAAGUGAUGAACAUCAUCCUCAUCAAGAACAACAAAAACAACAACCACAACCAUGUGUAGAUCUAUUUCUAACUUGUAUUAAACUUAAUGUACUACUAAGUUUAAGUGAAUGUUUAGAUAAAAAUAAAUCAAUCCAAUUUAACUUAAAACCGGAACAUAUUUUACUUAUAUUAACACCAUCUAAUUGUUUAACAAUUUUUAAACAUUAUGAAAAAAUACAAAAUAAUAAACAAAAUGAGAAACCAGCUAAUACUGAUGAUGAUAAUCAUAAUGAGACUCAUGAUCUACAAUCAUUAUUAAAAAUAAUGAAUAUUCAAUAUGAUUCAAUGAAUGAAAGUAUCAAUGAUUUAAUCAAACAAUUAUAUGAAAUUAUACAACAUAAAUAUCAAUAUUCCGAUAUGAUUACAUCAUUAUUGAAAUCAGUUGCACCACCAGAUUGGAUAACAAUGUGUGUAGCUAGAAUAUGUUUAUAUAAUCAAACAAAUUCAUAGAAAUUCAAUUCAAUGUUAAUGUCAUGAUUAUAUACUUUCUCAUAUUUAUAAUAAAUAAAUGAAUAUCCCUUAAACACACUUUCAUUCAUAU
Messenger RNA from Schistosoma curassoni, 7799 nucleotides. The record is from the annotation of a GenBank genome assembly. NCBI's taxonomy places the organism in Eukaryota, Metazoa, Platyhelminthes, Trematoda, Strigeidida, Schistosomatidae.